Miscanthus lutarioriparius is the source of this 1866-nucleotide messenger RNA. NCBI's taxonomy places the organism in Eukaryota, Viridiplantae, Streptophyta, Magnoliopsida, Poales, Poaceae. The record is from the annotation of a GenBank genome assembly.
AUGGAUCCGAACCAGAAGCUCCUCCUGGAUGAAAUCGACAAGCGCAUCGCCGCCCGCUUCGACGGUCUUGAGCGCCGGCUCGACGCCUCCGCCGAUUCCUCCUCAUCCAGACUUGAUGCCUUGGAAAGCGCUGCCCGCUCGUUCGAUGAGUGGCGCCCCGGCGUCGAUGGCUUCAUCGACGACCUGCGCGUGGAGGUCAAGCGCCUCUCCUCCCUGAAGCUUGAGGUCGGGAAGAUCUCCAAGUACAUGGAGCACUCCAUGGUGGAUGGGCCAUCUCCGACUCCGGGUGUGCACGGGUCCGUUCCUGACGUGCUCGUCCCCAAGCCCCUGUCAGCUCUGCCGUCGCCAGUGGCUCCGCUCCCCACCGUCAAGUCCUCCCCGCGCACUCCGAUGACCAGGUCCCCUGCGCCGUCACCAACACACAAGACGGCCACACAUGGGGAAUUCGAGGCUGCCCCGCGCACAUCUGCGGGAACAUCAGCCAACAGGCCCGAUGGGCACCGCUUCGAUUUUGGGACCCGGGACGGUGCUUUCGGAGUGCCCACCACUCUGAUUCCACCGCCCGGCAAGGGUACGUUUCCUGGCCGACCUCCUUCCAUGUUUCCUCUCCCGUGUCCUCCGCCUCGCCCACCACAUCCACACCCACAGCACCAUUACGAGGCCGGUCAUCAGGGGGAUUCUAGAGGGGAUCACAUAGGGAAAUUGCCUAAGUUUGAUUUUCCUAAAUUCGACGGUGACCACCCAAAACUGUGGAUUAAGCAGGCUGUUCAUUACUUCAAACUCUACCGUGUCGAGUCCACUGUGUGGCUAUCUGCUGCCACUAUGCAUUUCCAGGGACCAGCCAAGCGCUGGCUCUCUUCAGUGGAGGAAGAGCUUGAAAAUCAGGGGUGGGAUGAGUUCUGUGCACAAUUGUUGUCACGCUUUGCACGCGACGAACACGAACUCCUUCUCCGUCGUUUGUUCCAAAUCCGCAACCGUCUGCUUACGACUGUUCUUAUGGUUCACAAGCCAGCUACUCUGGAUACUGCUUGCGUGUUGGCUGAAUUGCAGGAGGAAGCGUUGGGGCUCACCAAACGACCAUACCGACACUUCGAUCAAGCCAGCAACGCCAAGCCGGGGUGGGGGCCUCCCUUGGCCUUGCCGCCACCGCCUCCACAAGCUCCUGGUGCGGUCAGGCGCCCCGUGAAUGUCGCCGCAAUGACGAUUGAUGACAAGAUGCAAGCCCUUCGUGCUGCUCGUCGCGCUCAGGGGCUCUGUUAUCGCUGCGGCGCCAAGUGGAGCCGGGAUCAUCGAUGCUCUGAGACGGUACAGCUUCACCUCGUUCAGGAACUUUGGGAUAUUCUGCCAAUCUCUGAUGAUGCAGAUGAGGAGGGCCCGGCGUCCCCGACGACGUCCCAUAUCAUGAUGCACCUAUCGGUGUCAGCAAUGGUAGGCUCAACUGCACCGGGCACUCUAUGUUUGUCGGGAUCUAUUCAGGGCAUAGCUAUCUCCAUCUUGGUCGACUCUGGCAGCUCACACUCAUUUCUGAAUGCGUCCCUCGCUCAGUCGUUGGUGGGUGUUCAAAAUCUGGCUCAACCUAUCAGUGUUCAGGCGCUUUCAGCCCUAUGCACGCGCUCACAUGGUCUCAUCAAUGGAUGGCCAUACCUUAUCGUGGCUCUAUGCAGCUUUUUACUAGGCAAGUCUGCGUCGCCCAUCGAGUUCGAUCAUUCGCUUAUGUUUGGUGCGCGAGAUUCAAUGAACCCUCAUUUAGCUACUGCUCAUUUGCUAGUUGCGAUUCGGAUUUACUCUCGUAGUUUGCACGAGUUGUUUGAGCCGGUUUCCGGUCUACCACCACGCUUGUGGAUCAUGACCACGCUAUUCCGUUGA